Molecule: messenger RNA, 288 nt
Organism: Plasmopara halstedii
Lineage: Eukaryota; Oomycota; Peronosporomycetes; Peronosporales; Peronosporaceae
Exons: 2
Coding region: 1-288 (95 amino acids)
Source: RefSeq, a predicted model, not a curated record
AUGCCUUUGCAAGCGCAUUUAAAGAGCUGCUUGUAUUCAGGUCUGCUGUAUUACGGCACAAUUCGAUUUCCACAAGGUGUUGAGCAAACAUGUCUUGCGCUUGGCAGCUGCCUCGGAUUAAGAUCUGUUCUCUUUAGCAGCUUUCUGCUAAACUUUAUUCAUGGUGCUUGUCAUUCUGAAGGAUCAGCUCGCAAGCGAGCCAUCGAUAAACUGAUGAUCAGACCGGAUGCGUUUGUUGCGUGGCAAAGUUUCUCCCCCGAAGCAAAUACGAGGGCGGGGCGAUGCUGA